CUGUCCAGAUGACAGCGCAGACCGCGCGAUCAUCGACGCAGAUGUCAGCCAGAAUAAGUCCAUGCAGCGGGCGGCCUUGGGCUAACCAACCACCCUCCACUCAAUUCAGUUGACUGACAUCAUGACUAUUACCGCCGCCGUCAUGAUGACUUGCCUCGUGCAUAACCCAUAGCGUUGCCUUCCCCCAGUAAAUCAGCCAGAUGCAGGGUAGGUAAACAAUGUUUCGCCUUUCCCUUAACAACUUUUGCCGUCAAAGCAUAGCAGCAACAACACCAUUAUCAAGGCUACCCGUACAGCACCACUCCUUCACCACCUCGCAGACACGACACGCUAGCAAGAAGCCCACCAUGUCGAGCACUGUGUCGAGCAUUGUAGAGAACGUGCAAACCACUCUCUCAGAGAACUUUGGCCGUUCCGCACAGGCUGCCGCGCCCACGGGCACUCACUUCUCGCUCGACGAUGUUCCAGAUCAGACUGGCAAGGUUGCCGUGAUCACGGGUGGCAGUGAGGGAAUUGGAUAUGGCUCCUCGCACACUCUCCUUUCCAAGAACAUCUCCAAAAUCUUCAUCAUCAGCUUGUCAAAAGAAGUCGUAGAGGGCGCCAAGAAGUCCGUCGCCGAAGAGCUCGGCCAGGAUAAAGCAGACCGUACUCAUUGGUACCAAUGCGACAUGGGUGACUGGAAGAAGGUUGCGGAAGUGUCACGAGAGAUCGCCAAACAAACAGACAGAGUGGACAUCCUCAUCAACAACGCCGCACGAGGCAUCAUGACCUACCAACUUACCGACUACGGCGUCGACCGCCACAUGGCAGUCAAUCACAUGGGCCACGUCAUCCUCACCUCUCACCUCCUCCCGCUCAUGAAGAAGACCGCGAGUAACGGCAGCAAGGUGCGGAUCGUCAACUUCGCCUCGAACGCCCACGAGUCCUCGCCCAAGGACACGCAGUUCAAAUCCAUCGACGAUCUGAACAAGGAUCUAGGCGCCAUGCCGCAGUACGGUCGCGCAAAGUUGACCUCAAUCCUGUACAGCAAGUACCUGAACCGGCAUCUGACCAGUCAGCACCCGAACAUACUGGCGAACGCGGUACAUCCGGGUGUCGUGAAGACGAAGAUGAGUCAAGAGGACAUCCACGAGCCAUACCCGCUCGCCGGGUAUAUGAUGAGUGUCGGUCUUACGCCAUUCAAGAAGGAUCAGUUCGAGGGUGCCCUGUCUUGCAUGUAUGCGGCCACCGUCACGACGAACUCGGGCGAGUAUAUCUGCCCGCCGGCUACUGUUGAGCCUGGUAGUGAUUUGGCGAAUAAUGAGCAGCUUGGAGAGGACUUGAUGAAGUUGACCCGUGAUCUCAUCACGGAGAAGACGAAGAAGGAUAGUGUGGACAAGGGCUGCCCCAUGAAGGACUACUAGACUCUAUCUUUCGGCGGGGUUGAUAUUGUAUUUGUGCAUAGCACGGCCUGUGUAUCGCUUAGACUGUACGAUAGAAACGUACGGCAUACCAAAG
Messenger RNA from Baudoinia panamericana UAMH 10762, 1497 nucleotides. RefSeq lists its product as uncharacterized. The transcript has 2 exons. Lineage: Eukaryota; Fungi; Ascomycota; Dothideomycetes; Mycosphaerellales; Teratosphaeriaceae. The record is from RefSeq and is a predicted model, not a curated record. Bases 219 to 1403 code for a protein of 394 amino acids.